Messenger RNA from Lingula anatina, 2416 nucleotides. RefSeq lists its product as uncharacterized. The record is from RefSeq and is a predicted model, not a curated record. NCBI's taxonomy places the organism in Eukaryota, Metazoa, Brachiopoda, Lingulata, Lingulida, Lingulidae.
AGUAAAUUGAAAAUAAAAGUUUAACGUUUUAUACUUUAUUUAUCAUAGUUUACAGACAAUUCAAGUUUUUAACUUAUUCAUUUAUUUUCAGCAUAGAGCAAAGUAAAUUAUAACCAGUUAGCAUCGACUGUGAAAAUUUUAGACUACAUCAUUUAAGAACAUCAUAUAUCAAAUAAGUAAAAUGCAGGCCAGGAACCAGCAUGACGGUGGACCCUGGGAGUUGUACUUCUCUUGUCCUCCACAGAUGAAGGAGUUGUGUGCUGUUACAGUGUGUGUGACACAGCAGGCUUCAGUCUGCAGACAGCUGCCACAGAUUCUUAAAUGCAGGGAGCUGAUAUUCACAGAGCCAGAUAUUUUAGCCACUCCUGCAUUGGGCUUCAUGUCUAGAGUACAUAUAAUUAUGCAGAAGUCUCUGUACCGAACUGGAAGACUGCAAACAAGAUUUGAAAAGAUGGGACUUGAGGCAGGUCAGCCUCAUCACGUGACCCCUGUUUUGUACAAGGAAUGUCUGCAGUACACAUUGCUUGCCAAGAUAGCACCAAAUUGGAAUAAAGUGGGGGAAUGGCUUGUACAAGGGAGAGACUUUUUACAAAUCUCCAUCAAUAUGAAUGCAGUAGGUCUAGAAGUUAGUGUAAAUGACAAUGAAAUGUAUUUUAUGAUUCGCUCCACUGUUUUACGGAUUCCUCCAAUGAAGUUGGAAGAUCUGAACAUAACACAGUCAGUAUUGCUAGAACUUGUACAGAAUCCUCACAGCAGAAUAGAUGAAUAUUCACUGGGAAAUCAGUGGUUUUAUGUUUUACCCAGGUGUAAUAUUAUAACACUGAUCUUUAACUAUUGUCAGCAUUGCUUGAUUUUUUCAGAAUUACAGUCAAUUGUAUUUAAAUAUAAUAUGAAUUUCAGUUUAGUUUCUGUAGCACAUUUAAUGCCCACGUUCUCUGGGACUCCAUUUCAAUUCAGCAUGAAGAAAGGCAAACUUGUUGCUGUUACCUGCAGUCUCCCCACAGACGGUGUCUUCAGAAGUUACAGAGAAAUGAAGAGACAUUGGAAAAACAUGCAUGGCUAUCGUCUACCAGAGAAUGAGGAAGGCUUGUUCUACUGUCAAAUACAUUUCAAGCCCAUAGGCCAGACUCUUUUUACUUACCCCAGUUGCUGCUUGCGUACACAUGAGCCAGCUGUAGGUUCCAGACCUGGUUCCCCACAGACAGUACACUCAUUUUUACAAGAUCUACAAGCCAAAAUGCCAAGGAUUUGUGGGCAGAAACUACAGCUUGAGAAAAAUGUUUGGAAACCAGUGCCUGCUUUAGUGGAUGCUACUCAGGUAGAACCAAGCAGCAAGAAUAAUGCCAACUUGGUCCACAAGCCCCCAGAGAAGAUCACAUAUCCAUAUAAGAGAAACACCAUUCUGGCACCACUGCCUCUGCGGCAGUACGGAGGACCACAGGCCCCACCCUCUCUGCAGCUACUUGCUGCUCUGUAUUCUUCAACUCCACAGAACCCCAUUCAACAACUGGUGCCCCAGCAUGGCAGUACAGCAGAAACACAGAAGGUACCUGCAAAACCAGACCAGGAGGGAGCUACUACAUCAAGUGCAUCUUCUUUCAUUGACGGUUGCAGGCUAGAUGGGAAAAUCAACAAUGGUGGUAUACAGGUUAGUGCUAGUAGCACAAUGAGUCAACCUCAGCAGUCUGAAGAAGGCACAUCUGCUUCUUGUCAGACAAAUAGAGUAGUACCAAAAUUCCAAUCCACAAAGAAACUAGCUUGCAGAUCUUCAAGCACCGACAUUGGUGAGGUAUCUGCCUCUGCAUCUAGAAUAGUGCCAAUAUUUAAACCCAAGAAGUUAAAAACAGCUGGACUUGUUGGCAAAUCAAAGGAGAUUGCCUCAGUCACUAAGGAUACCACUAUAAAAAUAAGAAACUCAGAAAGAAAUGGGAUACUCCAGUCACCCAUGUCUGUCACAUCUGUAUCAGGAAGUCAGCCCACUGGGACCUCCGAUUUACCUUGGACUGAAUGCACCAAAAAACUCAGUCUUGCCAAAACAAACUCUGCUUCUGCUCAAGUAUCUAGAAUGCCAAGACUUGGUACUGUAGAAAGUGGCUGUCCGGAAGAACUAACAACUAACAAGCCUGAAGUGACACCAGUAUCUCUUACCCAGGGCCAUGCCAGUUAUACCACAGCCUCACACCCUCCAGCUAAAGUACAGAGAAUGGAUGAUGAGUUUGAGGAAACCAUGAAGCUACAGUCAAAGAAACCAAGGAACAAACCUAAAGUCCAGGAGAACGUGAAUAUAGAAGAACUGGCAUACAAUAAUCAGCUGGGUAAAGUGAACACAGUGACAAUUGUGGCUUGGUUGAAAGAAAGAGGCAUACCCUGCAAAACUAAAGACAAGAAAGGAGACCUUGUUGAUAAAGUCUUUUGA